AUGCCGCCAUCACUCGAUGCAGAUCGAGAAGCCUUGGUGCGGCCCAAACGGGUUCCCGCGCCCUCCAAGAGGUUAACCGAUGCUUCUAAUUCUGCAACACCUGAGCUGAGUGCUCACCUUGAAGCCAUUGCCCUCAAGCGAGCUGAGGAUGCCAAACGAUUGGCGGAGGAUACCACCAUGGCACCAGCUACUUCGAGUUCCCACUUUGUCACCCCCACCAAGAGAUCUCAGAAUACUGACUCUUCCGGUAGUGGGUAUGAUACAGAUUGUUCAGCCGCUCAAAAACCACCAAAAAAGAAAAAGUCGCAUAGCAGCCAAUCUGUGAUCAUCAGUUCCGACUCAGAAGACAGCCGUGCUGCACCUGCCACGGCAAAAAAAAAUCAAGCUCCAGAUCCUGUCAACGAUGAUGGAUUUCUUGCAGAUAUCAACAUUGCGAGCCUCUCUAAUGACGAGAUCAAGCAAAAGCCUGACAGGAAAGUCCGAAAUAUUCUGAGCCUGGUGUUGAUGGCAAACCUCGCACCUAUCGCAAUUGCACCUUGUGCUCGAAGAAGGGUCCACGCAAACACUUUGUGA
Suillus plorans is the source of this 573-nucleotide messenger RNA. RefSeq lists its product as uncharacterized. The transcript has 4 exons. The coding region runs from base 1 to 573 and encodes 190 amino acids. NCBI's taxonomy places the organism in Eukaryota, Fungi, Basidiomycota, Agaricomycetes, Boletales, Suillaceae. The record is from RefSeq and is a predicted model, not a curated record.